AUGCUGUCUGCCCCGGAACCGGAAGUGGUUAUGCAGGUCCUGCGUUCCAAUGCUGGAUUGAAGUAACAUGCUUUAGCCAGCAGCACCGUGGACAAGGUCACUCAAGGGAAAGUGCACAUUAAUAAAGGGGUGACUGGGGACCUGCUAAAAUCAGGUAUGUGACUGCAAUGUGGGACAGCUCAAAGACGUGAGGCUUCUUAAACUGGUAACAAAAUUGUGUUACGCAGAUAUUUCGCAAUACUACAACGUGCACAUACAUGUGUUGCUGCUGUAUAAAAUAGAGCCAGCAUGUUAUAAUGUUUAUAAUAGUUCACUAACAUAAUUUGCAGCACUAGGAAAAUGCAGCGCCAUUCUAAGCAUAAUUACAGUUAUUAAAUGGAGAAAAUUAAGAAGAUAUAUCGUAAUGUUUACAGUAUAGACAGCAUUUUGCAUGUUGGGAUAUUGAUUGGUUGGUCACGUUGGGUAAGAUGUGACAUUACUAUAAUUAUUUGCAGGGACGCAGAUUAACUCGGCAUACAUUGUAUGCGUUUGGUGAUCUUGUUUAUAAUCAGAUGUAAUCAUGAAAACAAUUGGUUUUCCUCUCACUGUUAUAAUUUAGACUCAACUCCCUAUGUAGUUUUAUUUUAGAUGUAUUUAGAAGCAGCAGUGUAGUUCUAGUUUAAGAACAUCAUUUUUAAUUGUGUGUUGGGUAUUUUUUUGUUUGUUUUUUAGGAGGGGCGGGUGACCACUGAAUUUUAAAUUGAAGACAAAAGUAACUGAAAACUGAGUUUUUCCAAUUUAGUCAUUUCACAUGUUUAAUUUAUGCUUGCAGAGUUAGAAAAGUACACUGCAAUGGCAUUUCAAUGAGUAUAUACAAUAAUAUUUAUGGAGGGUCUCACAGGAUCAUCCAUAAACCUCUCGUUGGUAUUCUCUCACUUUGGCAAGAGUACACAGGCGAUGUGGUACCUGUCAGUUUCUGCUGCAGGAGGCCAAAUAGAGGGACAGAUGAGUUAUAUCUCCCUUUCCAGUCUCCCCAUACAUGCUAUCACCCAAGCCUACAUGUCACCUCCCUAGGGACCUUGCAAAAUAGUCCAAAGACACUACAAUUUACAGUAUUGCUUCCUCACAAUGUAGGGACUACUUUAUGUUAAAGGUACACUGUAGACAUCCAGACCACAACAUCACAUUGAAGUGGUCUGGAUGCAGUGCCCCUGUCCUUUUAACCCUGCAUUGUAAAAUAUUGCAAUUUCAGAGAAUCCAAACCCUACACAAAAGUAUAUAUUUCUAGAAAGUACAUCACCCAUGUAAUAACGACUGUUUUUAAUCAAGCUAAAAUGACUUGCUGUUAACUCACAUUACUGGUUUUGUUGCUCCACUAGACAGUUCUCAUAUUGUCCUUUACUUUUAUCACUUACAGCGCCUAGUCUCCUUAAGACAGACAAAGCAUCCUGAGUUGUGAGGGAUCUACACUUUGGUCAACUCUCUGCUACAGUGUAUUAAAUGUAAAUAAUAGAAACAGGCAUUUGGCUUAAAAACUGAAUUUCACAUUUCUUUCACAGGCAAGAACUAUCAUAUUUAAAAGGUCUCUUCCACCCUCAUAAAAUGUCCUCACUUAGUGGGGCACGGUUGGGGCUUUGUGUGCUGCGUUCUGGACCACAGGCUGGAGCGUCGUUAUUCUGCUGUUACAGACAAUGUUCAAAGAUGAAAAGACUAGCACUAAUUCCUAAAUGCAUUGUGCAUAAUCUUUGUUCCCGUGGGAUGUCUGCCAUCGCUGGUCAAAAGCAGAGGGAUUCAUGGGAAAUUGAUCUUAUGGAUCUCAGUAAUGAAUUGAAGCUUGCCAAUUCCAGCAGACCGUUCAGAAGGUUCAUUACAGACCCUGGACUAGCAAAGACUGUUUUAAAAUGCCUUCAGCCAUGGGAAUGUGGUGCAAAAGAGCCUCUUGUUAUGGAGUUCAACCCAGGUACUGAACAAAUGAACAGUAUUUCAUAUCAUGAUCUGGUUUGUGUCUUUAAUACUAAAAUGUAAAUGGGUUACCAUAUAUUUACAUGAUUUGUGGUACUUUCUUGUUCUUGCCUUUUUAUUCACAAACCCGUAGUGGAGAAGGACAGUAUAAGAAAAUAGUGCACAUAUUUCAAACCAAAUUGAUUUCUGAUUAGAUUAUUUUUGAUGUGUAACAGUCAGAAUUAAUAUUUAAAUAAAGUACCAAAAAACCUGAAGCUGACAAUAAUAUAAUGGCAGCCACAUGCUUGCUUGACACAUUUCUGAAGUAUACCAAACAGGUUUCACAACUUUUAAAUUAGUACUUCAAUGUCUUUAUUUGUGUUUAUUUUACAUAGACUUAACUUGACCCAGAUCAUCGCUCUCAAUUAGUUAGCUAGGCUGGGCACGUAGAGUCCUGCUGUUGUAUUGGAGGCAGGGAAUGGUGAUGUUUGAUUUAAAGGGACACUGUAGGCACCCAGACCACUUCAGUUCGUCGAAGGGUGUGGGUUCCAUGUCCCUUAACCCUGCAAUAGUAAUUAUUGCUGUUAUUGAGAAACUGAAUAAUUACCAUGCAGGGAUAAUUCCAUCUCUAGUGGCUGUCUACCAGACAGCCUCUAGAGGGCUGCCUGGUUUGAAACAGACCUUUAGUCAAUUAUCUGACGCUGGAUGUCCUCGCGCUCUGCAUGAGGACCUCCAGCGUCCACAUUUUUUUCCCCAAUAGGAAAGCUUUUAAUAAUGCUUUUCUAUGGGAAAAUCCUAAAGCGAGCACGGCCAUUGCCUGGCCCAGUGCAGAAGGACAUUGGCGCUUGAUUCAGGUAAGUGACUGAAGAUGUUUUAACCCCUUCAGCACCGCAGGAGAAGGAGGGGGGGCACCUUUAGAAACCUAUAGUGCCAGGAAAACAAAGCCGUUUUCCUGGCACUAUAGCAUCCAUUUAAGUGAAAAUUUGUUUCACCAUCACACCUCGAUACUACUUGUAACUAACAAUUAAUGGAACAUUCCAAGCAUACUGUAGUGGUUAUGGUAUCAGAUGUUCCAGGCACCCCCCCUGCGUAAGUAGUCAAACUGUUUACUAUUACCCCCAUAGGGCCUGCAAAGGGCAGACAUGUCCUCUAUGAGAGCCAGAAACCGCAUUGAGCUACUUUGCAAAUCCCAGGUAAGAACUCAAACUGUUAGGAAAUGGUUUUACUACCUACAUUGAGCACAACUGGCACCAUAACCACCAGAACACACUUGGGAUGUUCACAAGCUGAGUGAUCACUUUAAGAGCUUAUCACAGUGAUCACAUUGCCUUAACUUAUAUCUAAUGCAAGUGAUCACUGUGAAUGUUUCCUAAAGCGAUCAGCCAGCUAGAGGUUAACACAGUAAAAGAGUUUAAGCAUGCAUUGGUGUAAGCUGAUGUUCUUGCAUACUGAUAGCUGAUUAGCCUUCUAUUUGUCUUGGAAGGGAGAUAGGUGACAGGAGACUGGGUUUAUUUUUUAUAUGGAAGUGUUCUAAUUUUUUUUAUUGUCGGAGUUGUUUACUACAUUGAGAACUCAAAGUGAAUUUUAGAUAAAAAAAAAAAAAAUAGAGGCUAUUGAAAUACUGUUGAUUAAAAACUUGUUUAUGUUAAUUUAGGUCCUGGAGUCGUUACACGGACAUUGUUGGAUGCUGGUGUCAAAGUUGUUGCCCUGGAAAGUCAGGCUACCUUUCUUCCAACAUUAGAGGUAUAUUUCAAAGUUAAUUUAGUAACUUACUAUAUUAUGAAUUUAAUUUUGUGCAAUGGAUAUUUGGAAUCUGAAAUCCAAACAUAACUGUUUAGAGCUUUGUAAUUCUCAAGCAGGCUUCUUGAUAGAGGAAGCAUCUCUCUCAAUGAAACACUGUAGUCCACACAGAGAUGGAGAAUCUUCUUUAUUGACAAAUGAGAUCAAGGUAUUGCUGGAUGGAGAAGAGUGCUAGGAUAGAGGUCUACUAGAAAGUUAGGGCAAGGGAAAUGUUGAAAUCAGUGAAAAUUUUUAUUUAUGGCAUUAAAGUGGUCCUGUAAUGACAGCUCUAGGUUUGCAGUUUUUAACCAUCUGGCUUGGCUCAUGUUGUUAUACAAUUGAUUACUUUACUGAGAGGGUAGUGGAUGCAUGGAAUAGCCUUCCAGCUGAAGUGGUAGAGGUUAACACAGUAAAGGAGUUUAAGCAUGCAUGGGAGAGGCAUAAGGCUAUCCUAACUAUAAGAUAAGACUAGGGACUAAUGAAAGUAUUUAGAAAAUUGGGCAGACUAGAUGGGCCGAAUGGUUCUUAUCUGCCCUCACAUUCUAUGUUUCUAUGAUUGUUUCUUCCAUUAAUACUACUAAAAUCUCAUAUUUUAAUUUAUUUCCAUUUCCCCUGUCUUCUGCUGAUACCAUCAAUCAUGUUUUCAGUGGGUGUUAUGCUUGCAGUAAGACACGUCUCCUGCAUACCCAUUUGGGACUUGCUUCUCAUAACUGGUUAAAUGUCUCCAACGCUUUGUUGGUUUUGUGUAAAUAAAACUUAUAUUAUCUCUCUCCAUUCUCAAUUUGCCUAUCUAAAGCUGCAGCAAUAAAUCAUUCCUGCUUUUUUUUUUAAUUUUUUUCUUCUCUCCCCUGCAUAAUGCUGUGGUUUAAAAAAAAAAAAAAAAUUUAAAAAAAAUUGUGUAUACCAACGAUUUAGUAAAUUACAUCACAAUCCGGUUCAGCCCCGAUACAGCCAGGGCAUACAUUGAAUUGGAGGAGCAGCAGAAAUAAUGGGGGAGAUUUAUUAAUGUGCUCUGAAAUGUGUCUCUUGUUAAUUGGACUAUAAUCAUAACCAUUUUUAAUAAUCACAAUUAUUUAUAUAGUGCCAGCAUAUUCUACAGUGCUGUACAAUGGGAAACAACGUGAACAUUUAAUUCUAAUAAAACAUAUUACAUACCGGAACAGUAUUUUUGAGUACCAGACCGGUGGGAGUACUAGAAUGUAUGGUCAGGGGAACCCAUUUGACGUAGGAAAUAAGAACGGCUGAAUGUCCUGACCGUAGGAGUAGAAUAUAACGUGUGUGUGUGUGUGUGUGUGUGUGUGUGUGUAUAUAUAUAUAUAUACAAAAAAAAAAAGCGCUUAGAUUCUGAAAGCGUUAACAAUUAAACAAAAAAUAUGAAGUCGGUUAUUCCCAGUUGAAUAGGAAUAAAACCUAUUGUUGAGAAAAGGCAACCUAAUAAACUAAAGUAUUUGUGUUUCAACAAAAAAUAUGUCUCAUGGAAAUUAUACUGAAGUAUUUACAAUUAGAAACAAAAAAAGAUGAGUUAGAAAUGUUUAGUGAAGCGGAGUCACGGCUUUAAAAAGAUUAUAUUAUGUCCCUGCGCUGUGGUGGUUCUGAGCCACUAAAAUAUAGUAAAAGAAACAGAGUGCCCUAAGAAUAAUUUUUAAAAAUUAACUUUUAAUGAAUAAGUUAAAAAAUAAAUAUAAAUAACUAGGUUUAGCAAAGAGUGAUGAGUGGUAAUACUCAAUGUGCAAUUGGUUGCAAUAUAAUAUGAUAUAAAGAUUGCAACACUAAGGUGAUGAUACCUAUUAGAGAUUAAAAAUAGAUACAGAUCGUUUGGUAACGUGUUAACAUCUAAAUAUGAAAAUGGAAAAUAAAUUUUCAAAAGAGUAGCAAACACAGAGGACCUGUUCAAAAGUUUUCAGUGAACCUCUGGUAGAUCUAAACUGCAUCAAUACAAUGUUGCAGUAUGUAGUCAACUGUGACAAAAGCUAUAGUGCUUAGUAUGAUGUAGAGAAAAUCAUGUAACAGAUAGUACUAAAUAGCUUAGCGAAAAGAGGUCUACGGUCACAGAAAAUUUAAAAAAGACUGUAAGAAAUACUGGGAAUGGAUUAUCGGUGAGCUAAAUAUCAGUGACCGAUAAACAAAUAGUGACAAUAGGGUAAAUGGGAGUAGAGUACCGCUGAUAGAUGCAUGUAAAGGGGGAAAAACCCACCACCUAAAGCCGCCCGGUUCUAACAGUAAUGUACUACAGGAUUCUGAGGGAAGUAUGGACAAGUACGGUCAAUAGCCCACACAGCAAGAUGUUGCAAAGAAUCACCGAUGGCCCCUAGCUUUUGUCACAGUUGACUACAUACUGCAACAUUGUAUUGAUGCAGUUUAGAUCUACCAGAGGUUCACUGAAAACUUUUGAACAGGUCCUCUGUGUUUGCUACUCUUUUGAAAAUUUAUUUUCCAUUUUCAUAUUUAGAUGUUAACACGUUACCAAACGAGCUGUAUCUAUUUUUAAUCUCUAAUAGGUAUCAUCACCUUAGUGUUGCAAUCUUUAUAUCAUAUUAUAUUGCAACCAAUUGCACAUUGAGUAUUACCACUCAUCACUCUUUGCUAAACCUAGUUAUUUAUAUUUAUUUUUUAACUUAUUCAUUAAAAGUUAAUUUUUAAAAAUUAUUCUUAGGGCACUCUACUGUUUCUUUUUCUGUUAUUACUACCUUGGUAGUUUUUUGUGGGUUAACCCCACUAUGAGUGUUUUCCCUAUAGCUUUCAUCCCCCUUUUUCUCUACUAAAAUAUAGUACGUUUAAAGAAUUGAGCUGUGCUGGUGUGUAAAGCACUGGCCACAGCUGCCACUUUACUCUUAAGAGCAACAAUGUAUCCUCAAAUUGUCUGUAUCAGAGACAAGUUGCGCAAUUCAAAACCUGUUGUCUGUAAAAUCAAACAAGAGGAUUAAUCAAAAAUGCACAUGAGAAUAUCCAACUCAAAAAUGGGAAAAUAUAAAGGGGAAAAAAAGACAUGUAAGAUGCUGCUAACCAGAGAUUCUAUACUGUGCCUUAGAGGGCGCCUGUACUUGAAAGCAAUCAAAAGCUAUCUAUCACUAGGAUAGCAAUUAAUACAGUCUGUAAGUACCCAGACUUGUAAAAUCGUGAGAGAAGGAGGAUCUUUCCUUCUACUAAAUAAUACUUUUAGAUCUGUAUAGCAAUGGUGUAUAACAUCUGUUUAAUGGCUAACGUUUUAGGAACCUAAGCGUUUUUUUUUUUUUGUUUGUUUGUUUUUAUAUAUAUAUAUAUAUAUAUAUAUAUAUAUAUAUAUAUAAAAAUGUAAAUAGUAAGAGGCUUGCACUCACGGUUUUUGAAGUAGAAAAAUAAGAUUCCUUUAUUGCAUUUUAAUUAAAAACUGAUCAAUUAUUUUAUUAAAAUGCAAUAAAGGAAAUUUUUUUUCUACUUCAAAAAUCGUGAGUGCAAGCCUCUUACUAUGUAAAAAAAAAAAACGCUUGGGUUCCUAAAACGUGUUUUCGCUUCAAGAAUGCACCCGAUUACAUAAUUAUUUAAGUUUGUGUGCAAGGACUAUUGAAGAUAACACACACACCACACCACACCACCCCACCCAUAGAGGUUAUAUUUUAAUCUCAAUUCUACUCCUACGGUCCAGACAUUCAGCCAUUCUUAUUUCAUAUGGGAACAGUAGGUGAAGUGGCCACUCCCCAAAUGAGCACACAAUCUAAAUCUUGAGAAAUCCAUUGCAUCUCUGAAAAAUUGGUGUCUAUGGAUGAUGUCUAUGGAGCAAAAGAGGCAACAUAUGAAAGAACCCGACAGACAUAAUAAAUUGCACCAAAAUAAGAAGUAAAAUUGUAUUCAACAGUUUUAUCCCACCCCCCCCCAGUUGGUUUCUCCUCUCUAUUCAUUUGGAAGGGGACUAAAAUAUAUAGGACCAAUCUUCUGGAAUAAAAGGGAAUCAUAACAUGUCAUGUGUCCUUAAGGGGUUAAACAUGAUAUUGAAAACUCUGGGAUAUGUCUGUUCCCUUUUGGAAUGGGUAAUGAAAGUGGAGAUUUAAUAAAGAUGAACGUAACACUUUCUUCAUUUUGGAAAAUAUAUAUACUGCAGUGCUACAUUCUCUUCAUUGAUGCUUCAUUUAUAAUAACCCCUAAUUAAAGGACCACUAUAGUGCCAGGAAAGCAUACUCGUUUUCCUGGCACUAUAGUGCCCUGAGGGUGCCCCCACCCUCAGGGUCCCCCUCCCGCCCGGCUCUGGAAGGGGGAAAGGGUUAAAAACGUACCUUUUUCCAGCGCUGGGCGGGAGCUCUCCUCCUCUUCUCCGCCUCCGAUCCUCCUCCCUGGGCUGAAUGUACGCAGCGGCAAGCUGGCAGCAUUCAGCCACGUCAGGAAAGCGUUUUUAUGGCUGCGAUGCUCUACUGAAAAUCACGGUGAAACACACCAGCGCCUAGUAACUGUCAAUGAGACAGCCACUAGAGGAAAUAGGGGGAAGGCUUAACCCAUUCAUAAACAUAGCAGUUUCUCUGAAACUGCUAUGUUUAUGAAAAAAUGGGUUAACCCUAGAAGGACCUGGCACACAGACCACUUCAUUAAGCUGAAGUGGUCUGGGUGCCUAGAGUGGUCCUUUAAAGGAUCUGCAUGGUCACUAUAAAUUUCUAUUUACUCCACCGUGCCAUUGUAUGAGUAGAAUUUGGUUUAUCAUGUGAUGAGAACUGCUUUGUUUAUUCACUGGAGCCAGCAGAAAAAUGAAACUGUAUUCUACUAGUGAAGUGUAACAUUUCAGACCACGUGCACUACAUUGAUAUUUUAAUGAUGUUGGAAAUCUUCCUCCUGUAUUUUACAGCAAUUACGCAAUAAUACUGAUGGACAACUGAGGGUAGUUCACUGUGAUUUCUUCAAGCUAGACCCUUUGGGUGAGGGAUCUAUGCAGCCUCCUGUUAUGUACUCUGAAACCUUGUUUAAACAACUGGGGAUAUCCAAGGUUCCUUGGACUUCAGGUGCGUUGCUCUGAGAGCUGGUAUAUGUUGUUUAGAAAUGUAUAUGUUAUCCCCUGUCCAUAUGCUUUUAAGAAAUGUAACUGUAUUCUCUGGUUUUUUUUUUUGUUUGUUUUUUUGUUUUUUUAAAUAAGCAUCUGGACUUUAAAGGUUUUUUUUUCUUUUUGUUCUUUCAUAACCAUCUAUUUUCUAGAUUUUUUUUUUGUUUAUCCACCCAUUAUUUAUUUAUUUAUAUAUAUAUAUAUAUAUAUAUAUAUAUAUAUAUAUAUAUAUAUAUAUAUAUAUAAUACUUUUUUCCUUCUUAAUACAGUCUCUUAUGAUCUGAAAUUAAUGUAGCUUUCUUGUUCAAUUUUUUAAAUUUUUUUUUUUAUUUUUUAUUGUUUCUUUUUGUCUCAAACACAAUGACAUUGCUUGUUCUUGCAGAUGUUCCUUUAAAAGUUUUUGGGAUUUUCUUUCAAAAAAUUGAAAGUAAGUUCAUUUGGAAACACAUCUACUCCAUUUAUGAAAAGCGUUCCAUAUAUAGAUAUGGCCGAAUCGAGCUAAAUCUGUUUAUGAGUGAAAAGCAGUAUAAGGUAUGUUUCAAAUUGUGAGUAAUAUUCCUCCCUCCCCACAAAAUCAGAAUGUAUUUAUUUUUAAAUGCUUGUUGUAACGUAGUUUUUAACCAGCAUUGACUAAUUAAGCAUAAUUCUUUGCUAGAAACUGAUCUGUCCGCCUGGAGAUAUGCGUAAUUACCAGGCUCUAGGUGUGCUGUGUCAAGCAGCCUAUGACAUUCAGCUUCUGCAUAUGGUAAGUACAGUACAAUAUCUCUUUAUUUGAAAAUGUUUCCAUCGUUUUAUACUUCCGUAGGUGCUAGGUGUUUGCUCUCCCCUUCCCCAAUAAAUGUUAAGUUGUAUAAUCUUUGCUUUCUCUGAUGACUUGACUUGACAUGUGCAUGUUUAUAACCCUAACUUAUCUAGAAACCUACUCUACCAAUUAUCAUAUCCAUGCCUACAGGUUUUGGAUUGACAUCAAAUCUUAAUUAAUCAUACAAGAUUCAGAUAAUAGCGUGGGUUGAGUUGCCUACAAAACAAACUUGCUCCAGCUAGACUUCUUUGAGUCCCAUCACAAGCUCUCCUUGCAUUACCCAACAGCUUAUAAUAGCAAGGGAGCAUCUGGUCUGCACCCUCAGCAGGUGGAGAUUACUGUCUGCUCCCUCAACCUUUAUAUCACCUUUAAGGAGUAGGUUUCUUUCAACACACACAAAUCCCAAGAACUAACCCUCUCAAACCACAAUCAAUAGGUAUAGUUAGUUAAAAUUAUCGUAUAGAUAAAGAGAUUUUAAUGGACAUACUGUUUGUAUAUUGGUGGUAGGGAUGCACAAAUGGCCCCUUUUGAGCUGGGGGUAUAGAUGUUCUUUUCACCUGUGAGCAGUCCUUUUGAAUAAAGUGAUGUGGUAUUUAAAAAAAAAAAUUUAAAAAAUUUGUGUGUCAAGUUUUACUGUAGUAAUUUGAUUUAUUGAGAGUUUGGUAUGUGUCAUGGAUAAUCUAUUCCUUGUGGUCCGUGUUUUUAGUUGGAGAGCCUGAUAUAUGGGAAUUAGUCUACUAUUCUUUAAAAUGUAUGUAUUUAGUCUCCUAGGCUUACAACACAAUGUUCCUGUAUUUAUUUUUUCAGGAGCCUUGGUCAUCUUUUUUUACGCCAUCAAAAUUCAGAGAAACAUCCGGAGCAAAGAGUGUGGUAUGUGUUUAUAGACCCUGUACAGUUGAGAGACAACUGAUACUAUGAAGAUGUUGGAUUUUUAAAAACUUAAGUUUCCAGUGCACCAUUCCAAUACUUGCAUAGACUUACUAAUAAAAGUAAAUUAGUACCAUUGCAGGGGCCAUUAUAGUGUAAGCUUACUUGCCAGUUUCAAGGCAAAACUCCUUAGAUGAGUUCUACGGUAACAAUUUACCUUGCUGCUUUCAGCUAAAAGGCAAACUCUCUAAUGUGCAAGAAACUCAUAUUUUACAUGUCAGUGCUGCAUUUUUUGUAGGAAUACAUUUUAUUCCUUUGUUAAUGCUAAAGCUAUUACAAGCCUAUAGAAAUUAUCCCUACAUUAAAACUCCCACUACAUUUCCAUCUCUUUUUCUAUUUAAUUUGUAUAACAAGCAAUGUCACAUUGCUGGGGCAUUAUCCAUGUUUGUCCUGUUAAUGUUUAAUUAACGUGUACGGGUUUAUAUUAAAAGAAACAACAACAAAAACACACAAGCUUUUUCAGUUACCAUAGUUAAUUUAUUUGUCACUUUGCUUCUUGUGUUUGUUGCACACACUGUGUUAUUAAAUAAAAUCAAGGAACUAGUACAUACUGGCAGAAGAAGACUUUGUACUUGGAUUAGCUGAUGUGACUGUGUAUCUAGACUAACCCAUUUUUUGUUUCAUUUUUGCAGACAAUACCAAAUGACCAUAUGUGUUUGGUGAGACUCACUCCACGAAAGAAUUUGUUUGGAAAGCAGUUUAAAGUCCUUAACUCCACUACCUUUAUCUUAAUGGUUAGGCAGUUACUCUGCAAGCGCAAAGGAAAACUUCUAGAUUGGUUAAAGUAAGUGUAUGACAUUUCUUAAUUUUUCUGGAUAUGUGUGUGUAUUUUUGAAAAUACAAGUUUCCCAUAUGAUAUGACUCACGUACUGUCACUUCUAAUAAAGGUAAUGUCUGGUUAAUAAGCUUUAUAAUCGGUGUAUAAAUAGAAACAUCAGUCUUUACAGUCAAAUAAGAAUUUUUUGAAAAAAGUCACUACAUUGGUAAUUUUCUCAUUUACAUUGAAAAGAAUUCAGUACAAAUUAAUUUUCUUGUAAAGCAGAUUGCCUUGUAAUCUGUAAUUUCAGAAUUUCAGAUUCUCGUGUCAUUUCCAUUUACAUAGUUUAGAACGUCUGUCGUCUCUGGUUUGUGAAUGGAAAUACUAAAAUCAAUAGUGGAUUAAAAGAGUAGACUUUUACCAAGUAGCAAAAAAGCAGGACUAAUUGAGUAUAAAGUUCACACCAGCAUUGAGCAGAUGCUUUUUGCUGUUCUGAAUAAUAGUGGCAACACAAGACUCAAUAAAGAGAGCAGUCUGACUGGCUCUCUAGGAUUUUUGCCAUUUGCUUUCCAUAUGUGUUGCAUGCAGCUGUUUGGAGAAGGAGGGUAACUGCAUUUUACCUAUACUACGUAGAUCAGGGGUGUCCAACCCGCGGGCCGCAUGUGGACCAGGACCGCUAGCAGUGCGGCCGGGGUACAGUCUGAGUGGAGAGGUACUUGACUGGCCCACCCAAGCAUUUAAAUAAUUUUCCCCUCUAAUUGUGACAGCCUGUGUCAGUCCAAGGGGAUUAAUGAAUGGGAGGCUGGCGGCUGCUGCAGCUGCUCCCUUCACAAUUUUCUGCAAUUCCGUGUCCAUGCUCCAACCCCUCAUGCAAGCUCCGCCUCUUACACAUAAGUCCCACCCCCAGAUGCAAGCUCCGCAACCCCCACCCUCAAACAGGAAGAGGUCAAGAAAUGGCUCCCACAGUCUUCAGUGCCAGGUAAGCUUCAGCUAAUUUGUCAGUGAAUUUGUGUGCAUGUGCUUGCUAGUGAAUGAGCUUGUAUGUUUGUGUGUCAGUGAGCGUGUGUGUGUGUUAGUGAAAUUGUCUGUAGUGAGUGUCAGUGAGCUUGUCUGUCAGUGCACUUGUGUGGAUUGAAUGUGUCUGUGUCAGUGAGCUGAUAUGUAGUGAGCGUGUGUGUGUGUGUAUACACACACACGGCACAGUGAUUAAUGUAAUUUUUGUAUAUGAGUUGUCAGUGAUUGCAUGUGUGUUUGGUGGCGGGGGGUCUGUGUAUAUGUGAUUGUAUUUGUGUAAGUCAGUGAUUAUGUGUGUAGGUCUGUGAAUGUAUGUGUGGUGUGUGUGUGUGUCUGUGCGUAUAGGUUUUGAGUGUGUGUGUGUGUGUGUGUGUAUAGAUCUGUGAUUGUGUGGGUGUAUCUGUAAUUGUGUUUAAAGGUCUGUGAUUGUAUGUAUGUGUGGGUCUGUGAUUAUGUGUGUGUGUGUGUGUGUGUGUGUGUGUGUGUGUGGGGUCUUUGUAUGUGACUGUGUGAAUAGGUCCGUGAUUGCGUGUGUAUAUUUGUAAUUGUGUGUAUAGGUCUGUGUGUGUGUGUGUACAUCUCUGAUUAUGUGUACAUAUGUGACUGUGUAUAGGUCUGUGAUUGUAUGUGUGUGUAUAUUUGUUAUUGUGCGCAUAAGUCUGAGUGUAUGAGUGUAUGUGUGUGUGUGUGUGUGUGUGUUUGUGAUUAUGUGUAUGUAGUUAGUAGUUGGCUCCUUAAUCUGGUAUCCUUAAAUAUGGCAAUUCCACAUAAGGAUAACAAAUAAGGGAGUUAUCUACUAAACAAAAUUAAUAAAAGGCGAUAUUAAAGGACUACUAUAGUGCCAGGAAAACAAACUUGUUUGCCUGGCACUAUAGUGCCCUGAGGGUGCCCCCACCCUCAGGGACCCCCUCCCGCCGGGCUCUGGAGAGAGGAAGGGGUUAAACACUUACCUAUCUCCAGCGCCGGGCGGGGAGCUGUACUCCUCCUCUCCUCCUUGCUCGCGACGUCAUCGGCUGAAUGCGCAUGCGCGGCAGAAGCCGCGUGCGCAUUCAGCCAGUCGCAUAGGAAAGCAUUUACAAUGCUUUCCUAUGGACGCUUGCGUGCUCUCACUGUGAUUUUCACAGUGAGAAGCACGCAAGCGCCUCUAGCGGAUGUCAAUGAGACAGCCACUAGAGGCUCUGGAGGCUGGAUUAACCCUCAGUAUAAACAUAGCAGUUUCUCUGAAACUGCUAUGUUUAUUAAAAAAAGGGUUAAUCCUAGAGGUACCUGGCACCCAGACCACUUCAUAAAGCUGAAGUGGUCUGGGUGCCUAGAGUGGUCCUUUAAGUUUUAUUGUAUAAAUUAAUAAUAUUAUAGAUUUUAUGUGAGACCCAAGACAAUUCCUCUGCAUUCAAUGCGGCCCAGAGAAGCCAAAAGGUUGGACACCCAUGACCUAGAUCUUGUAUGUUUUGUAAUUUGAAACUGCUGAACUUGGCAUGCUCAUUAUCUGUUUCUUAAGAGGACAUCCUAGGCACCAUUGAAAUAAAAUAAAUAAUUUUUAAUAAUUGUAAAGUGUUAUCCUGUGAGAGGAGAUCCCUGGCACCAGCUUACCUAAAAAGGUUAAAUAUUAUUCUGACACCUGACUGCUCUGCUCUAUGUCCUAGGCUUCAAUCGGUAAGCCUCGGACUGAGAGUGAGGUCCAUAGCACCCCGUUGAGAAAAUUGAGUGAAAAGUUUCUGUAGCUGUGCAAAAGUUCAGGGGUAAAACAAUCAUACACUGGCUUGAAGUGUUUUGGGUUAAACUGUUCUUUUAACACCUUCAGGUAUGUUGGCGCCCCUGACCUUUUCGUACCUUAAUUCAGAUGAAGUUGUUAUGGUGCCCAGAGUGCUCUUUAAAUACGCAAUACAUCUUAAUGUAUUAAAUGUUUGUGGAAGCUUUAUUUAUGGGCAGCGAAUCAUGUUGGCUAUGUUAUUUGUAUUUAUUUUACUAACACAUGAAUUGCAUAGGGUUUAAAAGGGACUUGAACAUGUACACAAUUCUUUACAAUUAUUUACCUAAAGGGAUCCUCUUUACACCAUAAACAUUUCUGCUAGUUGAAGUGGCGAUUCUGUAAGGUUUCUGUAUGACAGUGUUUUUUUUUUUAAAUGCUGCCAGUACAUAGAUGUUAGUUUAUUUUCCGGUGUGUAACUUCACCUCCGGUAACAGGCAGCCAGCCACAUUUCCAAGUUGGCCACACACAAGUUGUGAAAACUUAGCAUUCAUCAUCAAAACACACCGCAAGCUGACGCGAACACACAGCUUUUACACCCACAGGUGCUGUACUUUUAGCACACCUGCUCUUGUAGCAUUCCUGUUAGUUCCCCCCACACCUGGCUGCUCACUCUCAGCUAAGAUCCAUCAUUUCUCUAGGAGCUAUCUACACUGACAGCUCUACGAGAAGCAUAUGAUUGGACACCGCCCUUCACAUAGGGUAGGAAUGGCUUAGCUGUAAAAGUCAGAUCUUCAGCGAAUGCAAGGUAGGUAUAUGAAACUGUGUAUGCCCUUUAAAAAAAGAAAAAUGCAUGUUUUCUUUUUAAUUCUUUAUUUUUGAUGUGCACAAGAUAACACACACGCUUGCGCUGCCACGACAGCCAGUGCAAGAACAGUAUUUAAACCGAAGGAAACAAUCAUGACAUUAGAAUCAUCUGCACAUAAUUUUUUUUUUUUUUUAAUUGAUGAAAUAUAUGAAUGAACAUGCUGAACUACACUCAUGCUAAAUACUGUGAACUUUAGAAACCUAACAAAUGCAACGUUCAUCUUUCAAUGUAGGGUAAUAACUGCUUGAUCCAAGGAUAAAUCUGACUGCCAUUCUGGGGUCAAGAAGGAUUUUUUUUCCUAGCUUGUUGCAAAAUUGUGCUUCAAACUGGGUUUUUUUGCCUUCUUUUGGAUCAACAGAAAAAAAAACAAAUGUGAGGUAGGCUGAACUUAAUGGACGCAAGUCUCUUUUCAGUUAUGUAACUAUGUAACGUGAAAUCAAUCAUUCUUAUGAAAGCAACUGGCAUAGGAGGCAGUCACUGUAAGAGAGUUAAAUCAGAGGGUGUAACUUAACUAUGUAGCUUGAGUCCCCUAGGAGGCCUCCCGGUAUGUGGGGGUAGCAAGAGGAGCCAGUGUCUUUGCAAAGGAGACUUAUGGGGUUAGACAGAGCUAUGUCAGAAGAUACCAUGAGGAGAGAGAAGGUGAGUGGUCAUAUGCCUUUUUAAGUCCCAGUCCAUGAGUUCAGCUCACCCAAUACCUACUGAUGGAAGAGUACAGUCCCCGAAUAGCGGUGAGCUCUGCGAUGAAUCAGGGCCUAGCAAGGCAGACUGGUCAACGUGGUGGGUAGGACUGGUGCUUUCCCUAACAUCAGCUCUGUAUUAUAAAGAUUCUGUUGAGUCUGGUCAUGAGGUCUGGUUUAUUGUCGGCAGGGUCGUGGUGCCACGUGGCGUCUGCCAUGUUUGGGGUCUCACUCUAUUUCCAUGGGGUCCCAGUGGAAUCACCCCCUGUGCCCAUUAGAGCAGGCAAGCCUCCCUGGGGUGGACCGGGAUCACCCCCGCCAGUCAAGAGGGGGGUAGGGGGUUGCGGGGAGCUUGCAGAGUGAGUAGGGCCAUUAAACCGUUCCGUUCUAGGAGGUCUGCCGCCUGUCCCGUCCGUCGUGAUCUAGGCCACGUGUCUGGAUUUGCUGCCGGGGAGCUUCUGUCACGUUUACAACCUCCACAGUGUGCUGCAGUCAGGUCAGGAUGCAGGUGAGUCGUUAGGUGAUUAUGGGCUUGAGGCCAAAAAUGCCUUGUAGUGCCCGUGUAGCAGAGGAACUUGAGCAAAAUGCGACUCUCCACAGUCAGACCUCGCCACCCAUGUUUUCUUUUUAAAUGCGUUUUUCACGUGCAUUUAUUAAUCUAGAGUGUUCCUGUAACAUUUGCAGUUCCCUUCUUAAUUCCGGUGAUGUCAAGGUGUACUGCAACAAAAUUGUUAUUGGUGUGACUACUUCUAAAACUAUUUCUAAUUUUCAGUAUUUGUGUGUUUGCAGUUCCUGGGAUCCCGUUAAUGGCCAAGCCCUGAUGAAAGAACUGGACAUUCCUGAGAACAUAACAACGGGGAAUGUAAAUCCUGAUCAGUAUAAACGUCUGUUUGAAGCCAUGGAACAGUCAGACACAUUAGGCAAGAGUUGGAUUUUUAAUGAAGUGUUGGAAAAUACCAAUGGCUUAUGA
Messenger RNA from Pelobates cultripes (western spadefoot toad), 16400 nucleotides. Lineage: Eukaryota; Metazoa; Chordata; Amphibia; Anura; Pelobatidae. The record is from the annotation of a GenBank genome assembly.